Messenger RNA from Alosa sapidissima (American shad), 1380 nucleotides. Its product is annotated as somatomedin-B and thrombospondin type-1 domain-containing protein. The record is from RefSeq and is a predicted model, not a curated record. Bases 206 to 997 code for a protein of 263 amino acids. Lineage: Eukaryota; Metazoa; Chordata; Actinopteri; Clupeiformes; Clupeidae. The transcript has 5 exons.
GUCCAUCAAAAGCUCCACGAGCAGUGACCAAUAAGGCAUCUCUGAUUAUUUAGUUGCACAAGGCGUGUUUUUCACUUGAACUCCUGCUCGGGGCAUUUUCAACUUUGUGAAAGUUGAACUGGAGUGAGACAAAACCAAACAUUUUCAACAACGUUUCCGAUGGGUGCGUAAAUCGUUGUCCAGGAGAACGGGCUCGUUCGUUGACAUGUCACCUGGCCGUGAAGGUUUGUGGGCACUUCUUGUCCUUCUGCUAGUUCGGCGCGGCGAAGGAGGCUGUAGAAGCGCAGGCCUGUGCUGCCCUGGCCGAGAUCUGUCUUGUGUGACUCAGGACAGCAGGAUAGACGGGGCCAACGGAGACUGCUUCUGCGACCAAGCCUGUCUGUCUACGCUGGACUGCUGUCAUGAUUACGAGUUCGCAUGUCCAGCCGUUCCGUGUGUCGUGAGUGAAUGGACUCACUGGUCGGGUUGUGCGGAGCCAUGUCGUGCCACAGUGCGCGUGCGACAGAGAACCGUACUGCAGGACGCUCAGAACGGAGCGCAUCCAUGCCCGACGCUACAAGAGAACGCAGGCUGCGCUGAGUACCACGACCGACAGCGCCAGUGUCGUCAGACUCUCGUGCCAGCUCUCAUUACCACUGGUGGCUAUGGCAAUGCCAGGAAAAAGAGGGAUGUCCUGGACAGUGGGGACAUUGCUGGGUACUGUGUUGAAUUUCAGCUCACUUCCCUGACUGAGGGCUGUGCGAGAAGCGUUGGUGCUCACACCCGCUGGAUGCAGUACCUGCGCGAGGGUCACCACGUGUGUGUGGAGUGCCAACCGCCGGCCCUGGCCUCCGGACAGACACACUGCUCUGGAGAUGGAGAGAAUUCCACCGAGGACGGGAACGUGUCUCUGCAGUGGCAAGCAGUGGGCAACCCGAGGUGUAGAGGAUUAUGGAAACGAGUCCGGAGACAGGAGUCCUGCACCUGCCCCUCUGUACACAGCUUCCUGUUCAUUUAGAUAUUCUACUCUACCACACACACACACACACACACACACACACACACACAAUACAAAUACACUUGAACAAAUACAUUAAUGCUUUACUGAGAACAGGAGAAAACAGCAGUAGUUUCACUGUCAAUAUUACUGUAGUAAUACUGAGAUUGUUUUGGUUGCACUACAUGUAACUUUGAACCACAUAUCCAUUGAUUUUCUUGAAUUUCUGUUGAAUGUAAUGCCUUAUCUUUUGGACAUCCUUGAAUGAUAUGUUAGUAGGCAUAGCUUGUUUUGAGGCAAGCACUCUUGAGACAUGCAUAUCCAUUGUUAAUAAUAUUUCUGUUAAAAACAAGCCACAGUUGUCUGUGCUUGCAAGCUGGAAAAUAAAUAUCUUUAGACUGUUA